AUGUCUGCCGUUCCGAGUACUUGGCACAACACGGUUGCAUCUCAGCAAGUGAUCUUAAAUGCGGCUAGUAAUCCCUGGGUCAAUGUAACUCAAGAGAUGUAUCGUGAGUCGCUCGAUGCAGCGAGUAGCGAACCACGUCAGGCCCAGUCCUCUGAGGAACCCUCCAGCGAUGACGAGCUAGAAGUGCAUGAAAUCAUUUUGUCCAGUCAGGGUGAGAUAGUUUCAGAACCAACGGAGGACGUACAAGCGCAUUCCCAUACUUACUAUGAUUACUUCCACCAGGAAUCGAUGCAAGGUAUUUUGUCAGUGUCUGCGGUUGAAGCCUUGGAAUCUCAUGUAGAGCGAAAUGGUCCAUCGAGUGCGCAUGAGAGUGAGCUUCCUAGGGUGGGAUCUCAAUACGGUCUUUUCAGUGUUCAAGAUAGCAUUGCAAUCGACAACGACCCUCGCUUUGUGUCUCUUGAGGCCCAGCAUCCGGAGGGAGGAACGAUCACACAACAGGUGUUCCAGCUUGACCCUCCUGGUCUCAACAGUUCAGGACCUUCCGUCGACGAAAGCGACUUAACGAGAUUGCUGCAGGCGAUGUCUCUUGCUGUAGCGAAUGGCAUCAAGGAAGGCGUGCAGAGAGCGCUAGACGCGGUUGUCGAACAGAAGUCUCACUGCAGGAGCAGUGGGAGUGCUGACGCGCGUCGCAAUGUCACUGGAGGAUCUGCGGAAAUGGAGUUCGACGAAGAUGAAUACUUCGGAGACGUUGAACAUCGUGAACGUCCCGCUGCACGAACGAAAUGUCGGAGAGGUCCGCGGAGCAACAACGCGUUCAAUGCACGAUUCAGGCAGUACCUGCGAAUUAAGGGCAUUCUGCCUGCUGACGGCAGAUUGCCAGCCAGUGCAAUGCCUUCGGUAGUCGAGGCCUUCAUUGAUGGAAUUGGAGAUGGCCCUGAUAUUACGUUGCCGCUCAUGGAUUGGAGUAGUGAGCUGAGCUCUCUAUGGAAUAAGGAACUGAUACUGCUCCUCUCUCGAGAAUUUCUCCAGCGAAUCAAGUCAGGCUCAGAAUUCCCUCUUCUUUUUGAUCCCGAAACUAUGACAGAGACAACGUUGCUGCGCUCCUGUACCGCGAAAUUACGGCGCAUGCAAGCACAGGUUCGUCAUGCAGGCUCUCGCGAUUGGGAAGAAAGGAAAGCCAACGAUGCGGCGGCGUUGAGACGCAACACAAGGCGUCAGGGCAUAUUCGUGAGACGUGCUCAGAUCGUGAACGCGAACAAGGGAAGCUCACCAGCUUUGUGGAAUGCUGUUGAGAACAUUUUAGAGAAACUCGAGGUUGCUGGGAUGAGCUCGGACCACACAGACGAAGAAGCAAGUAAACGCCACAAAGUCGUCCGCAGAGCGCAGCUGCCUUGGCGUCACGACGACGUCGACGCCUUGUUGUCCGCUGUAGACGGUUAUCAGACUGCGUCAGGAGCCUUGGGAUUGAAAGGGAACUGA
Laetiporus sulphureus 93-53 is the source of this 1479-nucleotide messenger RNA. RefSeq lists its product as uncharacterized. NCBI's taxonomy places the organism in Eukaryota, Fungi, Basidiomycota, Agaricomycetes, Polyporales, Laetiporaceae. The coding region runs from base 1 to 1479 and encodes 492 amino acids. The record is from RefSeq and is a predicted model, not a curated record. The transcript is spliced from 8 exons.